UCCCGUCGGCUCUGUCGACAGCGGAUCCUCCUCCAGCCUCUUCAAACUGGUUCCACCGCCACACAGACGACAUUUCGGAGGUUUGGUGUGUAUCUCCACACCCCUCACAUCUGUGAGUGUGUUUCUGAGAAUAUUCAUUUUUUCUCGUCGGAACGUCUGGAGACAGAAGCGAGCACAGACGGAGCUGUGUUUUCAGGCUGCUUCAGUGGGCGGAUAAAGCAGAGGAGGGCAUCCGGCCCUGGCAGCUCCCGGAGAUUCGACUCGAAACGACGGAAUUCACAAUUUCCAGUCUGUGCACGGCCCUGCUAUGGAGAAGAUGAAGAGGAUUAAGAAGCGUCUGUCGUUAACCCUCCGCUCCAGUCAAACCAUCGAUGAGUCCCUGUCCGAACUGGCCGAGCAGAUGACCAUCGAGGACGGUGGCACCAAGGACAAUGAGCCCUUCAUGAGGAACGGCCGCCCCCCCACCUCCCACAGCAUGCACUCCUUCCUGCACCAGUACACCGGUUCCUUCAAGAAGCCCCCCCUCCGCCGGCCGCACAGCGUCAUCGGCGGCACCCUGGGAUCCUUCAUGGCUAUGCCACGCAAUGGCAGUCGUCUGGACAUUGUACAUGAGAAUUUGAAGAUGGGAUCAGACGGGGAGAGCGACCAGGCAUCUGGAACAUCAUCAGACGAGGUUCAGUCUCCAACCGGCGUCUGUCUGAGGAACCGAGUCCACCGGCGUAUCUCCAUGGAGGACCUCAACAAGCGUCUGUCACUGCCAGCUGACAUCCGAAUUCCCGACGGUUACCUGGAGAAGCUGCAGCUCAGCAGUCCACCCUUCGACCAGCCGCUCAGCCGACGCUCCCGCCGAGCUUCGCUGUCGGAGAUUGGUUUUGGGAAGUUGGAGACGUACAUUAAGCUGGACAAGCUGGGAGAGGGAACCUACGCGACAGUGUUUAAAGGACGCAGUAAGCUCACAGACAACCUGGUGGCAUUGAAGGAGAUCAGGUUGGAGCACGAGGAGGGAGCACCGUGCACUGCCAUCAGAGAAGUGUCGUUACUGAAGGACCUCAAACACGCCAACAUCGUGACGUUGCACGACAUCGUUCACACUGAGAAGAGCCUCACACUCGUAUUCGAGUACCUGGAUAAGGAUCUGAAACAGUACAUGGACGACUGUGGAAACAUAAUGAGCAUGCACAAUGUGAAGAUCUUCCUGUUCCAAAUAUUGCGAGGGCUGUCGUACUGUCACAAGAGGAAAGUUCUCCACAGGGACCUGAAACCUCAAAACCUCCUUAUUAAUGAGAAGGGAGAGCUCAAACUGGCUGAUUUUGGUCUUGCGAGGGCCAAGUCUGUCCCAACUAAAACCUACUCCAACGAGGUGGUGACUCUUUGGUACCGGCCUCCUGAUGUUCUGCUGGGAUCCUCGGAGUAUUCAACACAGAUUGACAUGUGGGGGGUUGGUUGUAUAUUCUAUGAGAUGGCUGCAGGUCGGCCGCUGUUCCCCGGCUCCACCGUGGAGGACGAGCUCCACCUCAUCUACAGACUGCUGGGCACACCCACAGAGGAGAACUGGCCGGGAAUCUCCUCCAUCGAAGAAUUCAAAUCCUACAACUUCCCCAAAUACAAACAGCAGCCAUUAAUCAACCACGCUCCCAGGCUGGACAGCGAGGGCAUCGAGCUGCUGCUGGCAUUUCUCAGAUACGAAUCCAAGAAGAGGAUUUCAGCGGAAGAAGCGAUGAAGCAUUCCCACUUCAGGCAGCUUGGAAUGAAAGUCCAUACACUGCCUGAGAGUGUAUCAAUAUUCACAUUGAAAGAAGUGCAGCUGCAGAAAGACCCUGGCUAUAGGAACUCCUCGUACCCAGAGUCAGGCAACGGCAAGAUCAACCGGAGACAGAGCAUGCUCUUCUAAUGUUCAGUGAAGAGGAUGGUCCAACUUCAUCAUCACUUCCAAUCAGUCUCUCGCAUGAGCCCACCUCCUUUUAUAGUGACACCCCUCCAACUACCUGCACACGCACACACACAAACACGCACACACACAUCUGAGCGAGUGACUCUGGGUUGAAUCUAAUUGGAGACUGUGUUUAUUUAUUGGGGCGGGGUGAGAUUGAAUAUUUUUGCUGCUAAACUACUACUGUCUGUAUUUAACACACUGUGUGUGUGCCUGUGCAUGUGUGUGCGCGUGUGUACAUGAUGUGAACUCGAGACGCCAUGCACAGUAAAACAGUCAGUAAGGUUAAUAUUUCCUUUUCUUCUGACUGCGAUUUUCUGGCUUCGUUUGAGUAAGAAUUCCACUGAUGUUAAUGUCGACGCUGUGAUCCAAGUUGUUGUUCUUGUUGUCGUGCUUGGAGACCGAACGCAUCAGUUUCUUCAGAAUUUCUUCUUUUUUUUAUAAAUAUGUAUAUCUAUAUAAAUAUAUAUAUUUGGAGUUUAUGUUUAGUUUUUUCUUCGGGCUUCCGUGACUGAACUCUACAGCAUUUCCAGUUUUAGAAAGAAUGGGACAGUUAGAUGGUCUUGGUUGGGUAAGAAACAUAUCCUCCGGAUUCCGUAUCAACAGUUUUCCGAAACAUUUCCGAUGGACUGUGUUUGGAGGGGUCCAGCUGGUCUCAAGUGGUUACAUUGAAGAUCAGAAUGCAAGGACUGUGAUUGGACAGUGGCAACAGUUUUUAGCUGAGGGUUAAAGAAGCACAUGGAGUCCAGUUGAGCUGGGAUAACCUAAAACCAACUUUCGGUUCUUUUUAAACCAUUCUGGCUCAGCAACAGCACCGAGCCUGAGGAGCAGGGGAAGGCACACAGUUGGGAACACGAGCAGAAAGCGCGGAUGAAACAGGAGGAAUACUGGAGCUGAACAGAAAAUCAUGUGAUAUCCCACAGGAAGCCAGCAAGCCUUCUGUAAAACUCCUCACCACAACUUUUUUUUUUUUUCAAGCUUCAACUUCUCGCUCUCACUGCAGUAACUCUUUGUUUUUAACUCGCACUUCAGUGUGGUGUUUUGGAAUCAGGGACCCGGGCCCUUGACACGGCUGGAUUUACCCAACAGUUGUAAGAUGUGUACUCUGUAUCUGUGAACUUUGACCUCUCCUUGUGAAACAACAAUGUCACUGUGGCAUGUUUUCAGGGGGGGGGGGGUGUAGCAGGGAUCGGGGUGGUAUGCUUAAAAGCAAAAUGGUUGUUUUAAACUUGACGUCGGACCACCGCUCUCUCUCACCAGCUUUUGUACACAAGACAAAAAUAGAAAGAUUUCAAAUUGAAAUUGAAGAUUUAUCUGCCCGCUGUGUUAUUUGCAACUGACAGUGAUGCUACAGAUGCAGCAUCUUGAAAAGUCUCACUUUUGACUGCAUGUUUACUGGAAGGAGAUCUCCCCAACACUUAAAACAUGUUUCAGUGGUGUGCCUUGCAUUCCUGCUUUAAUUUAGUUGCUUAUUUUUCUUAUGGCUGUGGUUCAAACAGGUGUAGGCACAUGGUAUCAAGAUAUGGUAUGACCAGCAGCUGUCCAGUAAUCACUUUAAAGGAAUAGUUCUGACAAAAGCUCUUGUUCACGUUAUUCGCCAGUAUCACUUGACAAGAUUGAUAUUGCUCCCAUAAUCUGUACGAUAAUUAUGAAGCAGCAGUUGGCAGAGAAUUAGCUUGGCACCUCCAAAACUCACAUGCUAACAUGUAUUAUCUCGCGUGUCAGUGUGACUCACAGUGACUCCCUGUAGAAAUAGUCUAGCGUAUAAACCACAUCUUGGCCUUUUUGUCUUGUAUCAAUCUUCUUGUAAAAAAAAAAAAAUUGUGAACAUUGUGUGUUAGCUGGAGGUUCAGCCACACAAAAUCCAUCACGGAAAAGGCAGCGACCAAUUUGUCUUUACAGUGUCGCCCAAAAGACAACCAGCUAACUGCAGUGACUUGGCUUCGGCACUUAAUAAAGCAGGGAUGCAUUGAAGAUCACAGAUUGAACAUGUAGGUGUGAGUAUCAGAGGGACAAUAAGUUUGAGAUUUCUGUGUAAAUGUUCAGCAAAAUGGCUGCAGAACAUUUACAUGGAAUUUUUAUUGUUCGUAUUAAACUUAUUGUUCGUUGAGAUUUAAAGGAUGCGCAACAACACUAGAGUUACAGUAAGUGAUCGGGUAGAACAUGUCAGAGAAGUGCUGGAAACACUACUAAUGCUCGAUAAACUCAUUAACAACUGAGGUGGUGAAUGAAAUAAACAUGGAUUUAAACACAGUUUGCAGCUAAUAGUGUAAUAAUCCUGUGAUCAUGAAGUAUUGACUGGUAUUUCUGAUGCCGAGGAGGUUAUGUUUUCAUUGCCAUUUGUUUCUUUGUCCGUCUGUUCGCAGGAAUACUCAAAAACUACCAACCCAAUUUUCAUGAGAUUUAGUAGAGGAGUGGGGGCAUUACCCAAGGAAAAAACCCAUACAAUUUUGUAUUGUAUUGUCUUAAAGUGGCGGGAUGGGACGUUAGCCUUGGCCAAGGUAUGCCCUCUCCAAACACUUCUACUUUGUUCAGCGAACCUGUGACAUUUUUUUCCUUUCAUAAUCAGAAGCUCAAUGAAUGAGCUCAUAAUUAGAUCAAUGAAAGAUCAACAAAAACUGAAGAUCCUGUAAAUGGUUGAUAUUUCAAAUAAUGCAACGGUUAUUGUCUUCACAUGACAAAAGUCAUACUAAUGGUAGAAAUCCUGUAUUACUGUACACUGCCCCAGUUUUCUAGCUUUAAAAUGAGGAGCCAAUUUCUUCCCCUCAUAUUAUAUUACAAGUACUGUAUCUGCAGAUUUGGAUGCUUCGUUUCCCUGACAUCAACAAUCUAAGAUUAUUCCAAUAUUAACAGCAAACUGUGUUUCACCUAAUAGAACGUUUUGUACACAAACAGCAUUAGCAUGCAUGAAAGGAGAUUUCUACAAUGGCAAAAUAUUUAUCAUUGUAAAACUGUUUUUCAAAUGUAUGAAUGACCUGAAUUUAUGUGAACAUGUCUGAACGUGUGUGUGUGCGUAUGUGUGUGUGUGUGUUUACGUGUGCCUGAUGCAUGUAAGGCCUGCUGUGUUGUGAAUACGACCUCUGAAACAUUGAGCUGCCGAUGUUGGUGUGUGACUCUUUUUACUGGAACUAUUUAUUUCUCAUAACCAUCGAAAGUAAAUUGAAUCUGUUUCAUAAAACA
Messenger RNA from Scophthalmus maximus (turbot), 5110 nucleotides. Its product is annotated as cyclin-dependent kinase 17. Gene Ontology annotation, biological process: protein phosphorylation. Bases 308 to 1891 code for a protein of 527 amino acids. Gene Ontology annotation, molecular function: protein kinase activity; ATP binding. Gene Ontology annotation, cellular component: cytoplasm; nucleus. The record is from RefSeq and is a predicted model, not a curated record. The transcript has 17 exons. Lineage: Eukaryota; Metazoa; Chordata; Actinopteri; Pleuronectiformes; Scophthalmidae.